Molecule: messenger RNA, 1418 nt
Organism: Tilletiaria anomala UBC 951
Lineage: Eukaryota; Fungi; Basidiomycota; Exobasidiomycetes; Georgefischeriales; Tilletiariaceae
Product: Creatinase/aminopeptidase
Exons: 2
Coding region: 42-1322 (426 amino acids)
Source: RefSeq, a predicted model, not a curated record
UGAACAGCUAAACAGACUUUCAACCAACAAGAAACGCAACCAUGUCGGCAGAGGCUGCAACUGAAACCACCCCGGCUCCGGCUCCGGCGGCAACUGAGCAGAAGGAGAACUUCGCAGAUGUCACAUUGACCAAAUACAAGACUGCCGGCGAUAUUUCGUCGCGUGCAUUGAAGAAGGUCGUAUCCCUUGCCCUCCCUGGCGCAACGCUUCUCUCGCUCGCCGAGGCUGGUGACAAGGAGCUGUUGGCAGGAGCUACAUCCGUGUACAACAACAAGAAGAACAUGCCCAAGGGUAUCGCCUUCCCGACGACUGUCUGCGUCAACAACGUCAUCUGCAACUAUCGCCCGCUUCCGAUUAACCUCCCGCCGCCAGCCGCUGCAGAUGAGGAGGGAGGAAAGGAGAAUGAGAACGGCAGUGCUGCCAGCGCAAACCCUGCAUCAGGCGCACAACAAGAGCUCAAGGCCGGCGACGUGGUCAAAUUCCAGCUCGGUGCACACAUUGACGGCUACUCGUCGAUCAUUGGCGAGACGAUCGUCGUCCCUGCCUCAGAGGGUGCUAAGGCCGAGCCGGUUACAGGCAAAGUCGCCGACUUGCUCAAGGCGAUCAAGACGGCAGAGGAAGUGGCGUUACGUGUGAUGAAGCCGGGCGCGUCGAAUAUCGACGUUGCCAAGCAGAUUGAGCAGGCGAUAAAGGAGUUCGAGGGUGUCCGGCCCGUUGAGGGGAUGCAGACGAACCUGAUGGACAAGGACGUGAUCGACGGCAAGAAGAAGAUCGUCGUUGCGCCAGAUGCAUCGAGUCGCCCGGACGCAUGCAAGCUCGAAGCCGACGAAGUGUACGGUAUCGACCUGCACGUCACCACCUCCGCCGACGGCAAGUCCAAGACGGGCCUGCACGCGACGACAAUCUACAAGAAGACGGGCUCAACAUACCUGCUCAAGAUGGCCACCUCGCGCAAAGUCUUUUCCGAGAUCGCCAAAAAGGCAGGUGCGUUCCCCUUCAACAUCGGCUCCAUCCUGCCCGUGGAGGAGCUUCCUCGUGCACGCAUGGGCGUGCAGGAGUGCGUCGCGCACAACCUUGUCACGCCGUUCGAGGUGCUGCACGACGGAUCGAGUAGUGCAAUCACCGCGCAGGUCUUCCUCACCAUCGCUGUCAACAACAAGGGCGCCAUCCGCCUUAGCCCCGAGAACCCCAGUGGGUGGUACAGCUCGGACAAGGUCAAGAGCGACAAGGAGGUCAAGGACGAAAAGCUCAAGGAGCUCCUCGCGCAGCCCGUUAGGCAGACCAAGAAAGCCAAGAAAGCCGCCGCGGCUGCGAAGGCUUGAAGAGCGCGGGCAUGGACAUGUGUUCGUAGGCGAUUGAUCAAUGUAACAUCAACAGCACCAGCGAGGACCAAACGAACAUGUUUCAGACUCUUGAAA